Molecule: messenger RNA, 2157 nt
Organism: Coniophora puteana RWD-64-598 SS2
Lineage: Eukaryota; Fungi; Basidiomycota; Agaricomycetes; Boletales; Coniophoraceae
Product: glycoside hydrolase family 32 protein
Exons: 2
Coding region: 1-2157 (718 amino acids)
Biological process (GO): sucrose catabolic process
Molecular function (GO): sucrose alpha-glucosidase activity
Source: RefSeq, a predicted model, not a curated record
AUGCGAACGUCAAGCGUCUUCGUAGGUGCCUGUUUACUCGGGGCACAUAUUGCUGCAAGCCAGGACUAUGGUGAGCCCUACCGUCCUCAGUUCCAUUUCACAACUCCCAAAAACUGGAUCAACGACCCCAACGGCCUUCUCCUUCACAAUGGCCAGUAUCAUCUCUUCAAUCAGUACAACCCCAACGGCAGCGAAGCGGGCGACACGUCGUGGAGCCACGCCAUCAGCACUGACCUCACCCACUGGGAUGAUCAGCCUCUUGCGAUUCCUUACGAUGCAGACGCUUCCGGAGCCCUCGCUGCGAUGUACUACACCGGAAGCGCUGUCUCUGACGAUGCCAACACCAGCGGUUUCGGGAUGAAUGGAACUACACCGCUCGUCGCCGUCUUCACCAUCGCCUACACGCAAAACGUAUCGGCAAGUGGUGGACGUGAGGUGCUCGCUGGCACCCAAGCUCAAGGCAUCGCAUACAGUAUCGACAACGGCACGACGUGGACAAAGUACGCGGACAACCCUGUCAUCGCGCUUCCCCCAUCUCAGUACCAGAACCAGUCCCAGAACUUCCGUGACCCCUAUGUAUCCUGGUAUCCCCCGAGCCCCGAUGGGAAGACAGGCGGUGAUGGGGGGCACUGGGCCAUGGUCGUGUCGCUUUCCAGCCUGCAGAAGCUCCUCAUCUACACCUCGUCGGAUCUCAAGAACUGGACACAGACUAGCGAGUUCGGACCUUACAAUACUCAGGGUGGGGCAUGGGAAUGCCCAAACUUGUUCCCGCUCACAUACGCCAACGGAUCCGCGGGCAUGAAGUGGGUCAUCCACGCUGGUGCUUCCCCUGGCCCAGCCAAUGGGACCGGCACACAGUUCUUCGUCGGAGACUUCAAUGGGACAACGUUCACUCCUGAUCCAUCGACCAUCAUCGAUAUCUCGCAAGCUUCUCCACCUGACGGGGAGGUAUUCGCCGACUUCGAGCAGACGACGUUUACAGCGGCCGGAUGGAACGCAACUGGCGACUUCGUCGGUUUUGGGCCCGUGACUGGCGCCAUUGGUAGCCAGCAGAACGUAUCAGGCUUCAAAGGCUUGCGCCUCGUUGAUACCUACUUCAACGAAGACCUUUCAAAGGGGACCCUCACUUCUCAGCCGUUCAACAUCACGAAGCCCUACAUCGCAUUUCUUAUCGGUGGCGGCUACAACCCCUACAAUCCAGACACGUAUGGCACAAGCGCUGACAACUCGACUGCACUUCUCCUCUGGGUCGAUGGCACCGUCGUCGCCUCCGCGACGGGGCGCAACGACGAGUACCUGCAGUGGGACUCAUUCCACGUCGCUAACUGGACAGGUCAAACUGCCUACCUCGAGAUCGUCGACAUGGGCAACGUCAGCUGGGGCCACAUCAACGUCGACCAGAUCACGUUCGCGUCUGGACCCGUCAUGACCUCGCCCGCCAACUGGGUAGACUGGGGCCCGGACUUCUAUGCCGCAGCGACAUACAACGGUAUCGGCGACUACCGCCGCCUCGGAAUGGCGUGGAUGACCAACGGCGAAUACGCCGGCGACAUACCGACGUCACCAUUCCGCGGCUCCAUGACCAUCCCACGCACGUACGCGCUCGCCACCGUCGGCGGGCGCGACGUGAUCGUGCAGACGCCGGAUAUGGGCUUGUUCAGCCUCGAAGCAUCGAGGCCCUUCGCGGCCUCGUACGAUUCGCUGAGCGCGAACACCAUGCUCAAUAUUACGUGGCAAGCUAUGGACCUCAACCUCACGUUCAGUAGUGCGAACCUGACCGCGUUGGCAAUAGACUCGCGUUUCGGGAUCUCGCUGCGCGGCACGCCCGACGGGAGCGUCGAGACUGUCGUCGGGUACGAUUUCGGCGAGAAGCAGAUGUAUGUCGACCGCACGCACUAUGGGGGUACGUUUGUCGCCGACGUCUUCCCCGAUACGUUCUACGCGCCGCUGGAGCCGAGCGCAGAUGGGAUGGUGACGUUGCGAAUUUUGUUGGAUUGGUCUGGCGUUGAGGUAUUUGGCGGGAAAGGGGAGAGCGUCAUUACAGCGCAGAUCUUCCCGGACGCUAAUGCUUUGACGACGAAGUUGUUCGUGGACGGUGAUCAGGUUAGCGAUGUAAAAGUAAGUGCAAGGGAGGUCUCGAGCGCUUGGUCAACUUAA